Messenger RNA from Salvelinus fontinalis (brook trout), 1321 nucleotides. Its product is annotated as guanine nucleotide-binding protein G(I)/G(S)/G(O) subunit gamma-13-like. Gene Ontology annotation, cellular component: heterotrimeric G-protein complex. Bases 134 to 337 code for a protein of 67 amino acids. The record is from RefSeq and is a predicted model, not a curated record. Gene Ontology annotation, molecular function: G-protein beta-subunit binding. Gene Ontology annotation, biological process: sensory perception of taste; phospholipase C-activating G protein-coupled receptor signaling pathway. NCBI's taxonomy places the organism in Eukaryota, Metazoa, Chordata, Actinopteri, Salmoniformes, Salmonidae. The transcript has 3 exons.
CCACUGUACUGUUUUCGGUAGUUUGAGGGGGGUAAAUCGCGUGUCGUCUGUCUGGGAACAUAAGGCUAACCAGCGCUGCAGCUCAUCUGGAUCAGAACCUCACGACUAGAACCACCAGGUCUCCGGUAAAACGAUGGAGGACUUGGACCUUCCCCAGAUGAAGAGAGAGGUGGAGAGUCUUCAGUACCAGCUGGCCAUCAACAGAGAGAAAUCCUCCAUCACUGUUACUGAGCUGGUGAAAUGGAUCGAGGGGUGUGUGUGUGACGACCCAUUCCUGAACCCAGAGCUGAUGAGGGCCAACCCCUGGGUGGAGAAAGGCAAAUGUGUGAUCCUCUAACGGACACACACACACGGAUACACACACACACACACACACACGGAUACACACACACACACACACCGACACAGACACACAUUGAGAAACACACACGGAUACACACACCAAGUUGUCCCGUCCUAUUUAUUUGUCCAUGUCUAUGGUUUUAGUUGAAAGUCGCCCCCUUCCUGUGAGCAACAUGUCCUACAUUGAAAGUAGUCCCCUUCCUGUGAGCAACAUGUCCUACAUUGAAAGUAGUCCCCUUCCUGUGAGCAACAUGUCCUACAUUGAAAGUAGUCCCCUUCCUGUCAGCAACAUGUCCUACAUUGAAAGUAGUCCCCUUCCUGUCAGCAACAUGUCCUACAUUGAAAGUAGUCCCCUUCCUGUGAGCAACAUGUCCUACAUUGAAAGUAGUCCCCUUCCUGUCAGCAACAUGUCCUACAUUGAAAGUAGUCCCCUUCCUGUCAGCAACAUGUCCUACAUUGAAAGUAGUCCCCUUCCUGUCAGCAACAUGUCCUACAUUGAAAGUAGUCCCCUUCCUGUGAGCAACAUGUCCUACAUUGAAAGUAGUCCCCUUCCUGUCAGCAACAUGUCCUACAUUGAAAGUAGUCCCCUUCCUGUCAGCAACAUGUCCUACAUUGAAAGUAGUCCCCUUCCUGUCAGCAACAUGUCCUACAUUGAAAGUAGUCCCCUUCCUGUCAGCAACAUGUCCUACAUUGAAAGUAGUCCCCUUCCUGUCAGCAACAUGUCCUACAUUGAAAGCAGCUUUGCAGAGUUCAUCUCAGAGCUUUGUUAAAGAACGAGAUAGAAGUUUGUUGUUAACUGAAUCACACUUUUUAUUGGCUUUUUUCCACUGUCAAUCAGAAUACACUGUUUUUAUUGGAUGUUUCCACUGUCAAUCAGAAUACACCAUUUUUAUUGGCUGUUUCCACUGUCAAUCAGAAUACACUGUUUUUAUUGGCUGUUUCCACUGUCAAUCAAACAUAAUAAAGAGGUGGUUUGACA